AUGGCGAAUCGCGGCCUUGCACUUGAUCCCCAUGUCUUCACUAUCAACGACCUCAAGGAGUUGGGCAGCAGUAAGCUGCCAAAGAUGUACAGAGACUACUUCAACGAAGGCGCAAUGGACAUGAUAAGUCUGCGCGAGAACGAAGACGCCUACAACCGCUACAAGAUCCGACCCCGCGUCCUUGUAAAUGUCGAAACCGUCGACACCUCAACACACAUAUUUGGGACAAAAGUCUCGUUCCCCCUCGGCCUCAGCCCGACGGCCAUGCACCGGCUGGCGCAUCCGGACGGCGAGCUCGCGACGUCGCGCGCCGCCGCCCAGCAGUACAUCUGCAUGGGCCUGUCGUCGUACGCGACCGAGACUCUCGAAAACGUCGCCGCCCAGGGCGCGGGCAACCCGUACGUCAUGCAGACGUGCGUGCUAAAGGACAAGGAGAUCACGAAGCAGCUGCUCAGGAGGGCGGAAGCCGCGGGCUACAAGGCGCUGUUCCUCUCUGUGGAUUGUCCCGUGCUCGGCCUGCGCCUCAACGAGUUCAGGAACAAGUUCGUGCUGCCCAGCGGUUUGGCAUACCCGAACAUCUUGUCUGCAGGCAAAGAUGAUCUGGGAGGAAGGCAUGACUACGAUGCGACCUUGGAGUGGGAGACGGCAAUCCCGUGGCUGAGGGAAAACACCAAGAUGCAGGUCUGGCUGAAAGGCGUCAACACGGCCGAUGAUGUCGUACUCGCCAUCCGGCACGGCCUCGAUGGCGUCGUCGUUUCCAACCACGGCGGGCGCCAGCUUGACGGCGUGCCCGCGACGCUCGAUGCGCUGCGAGAGUGCGCACCCGCGGCAAAGGGAAAGAUGGCGAUUGCAAUAGACGGCGGAAUUCGCAGGGGCUCCGACAUCUUCAAGGCGCUGGCGCUCGGAGCCGACUACUGCUUCGCGGGGAGAAUAGCAUUGUGGGGGCUUUCGUACAAGGGUCAAGAAGGCGUGGAGUUGGGUAUCAAGAUCCUGCUGAACGAGUUCAAGAUUACGAUGGCGCUCGCCGGGUAA
Messenger RNA from Diplodia corticola, 1032 nucleotides. RefSeq names its product fmn-dependent dehydrogenase family protein. The record is from RefSeq and is a predicted model, not a curated record. The coding region runs from base 1 to 1032 and encodes 343 amino acids. Lineage: Eukaryota; Fungi; Ascomycota; Dothideomycetes; Botryosphaeriales; Botryosphaeriaceae. The transcript has 8 exons. Gene Ontology annotation, molecular function: oxidoreductase activity; FMN binding.